ACGAGUGUUGUGGACAGCGUCCCCAUCCUCCAACCAGCACACAUCUCGGCGGUGUCGGUACCGUCGCACAAUGGACCGUCGACGCUAAACAUCCUCCUCAAAAGACUGUGUAUGGAUUUAAUGAUGAUGAAAAAAAAGAAAUUCAAAUUCAAGGUGAAUUUUGAGCUGGACGAGCUCUCGUCGGUUCCGUUCGUCAACGGCGUUCUCUUCUGUAAAGUCCGACUUUUGGACGGCGGAUUCUCCGAGGAGUCUUCGAGGGAACCAGUCCAGGCCAACUGUGUUCGUUGGAGGAAGAGGUUCUCUUUCCCCUGUAAGAUGAGCGCCAAUGCAGGAACUGGCGUAUUGGAUCCCUGUGUGUGUCGUGUUUCAGUCAGAAAGGAACUGAAGGGGGGGAAGGCAUACGCUAAGCUCGGUUUUGCAAAUCUGAAUUUAUCGGAGUUUGCCGGCUCAGGCAGUACAACACGAAGAUGUCUACUGGAAGGUUACGAUACCAAAAAUACUCGCCAGGAUAACUCCAUCCUUAAAGUUAUUAUCACUACUCAGCUCAUGUCAGGCGAUCCUUGUUUUAAAACGCCUCCUUCGACUGCGACAGUGAUUGGGAUCCAGGGUGAUGGGGAGAGCCUGCUGGAAGAGAGGCGGGGAGGGGACUUACCAACAGCCUCUUCUGCGAUCGACGGCGCGACGAAGGACUUCACCCGAUCAUCGAUGCGGUCGGCGGCCCGGAGACGGAGGAAGUCAACCCAGACAGAGAGUCGAGAAGUCAAGUGUCCUGUGGCGUCUGAAGAUCUCGGCGGCUGCGGCCACUCACGGACUUCCAGCUACGCCAGCCAACAGUCCAAACUCUCAGGCUACAGUACAGGCCACUCUCGCUCCUCCAGCAUGUCAGACUUCAGCCAUCGUAGGAACCAUUCAGUAGGCAGCGCCUCCACGGGCAUCGGCAGCAUCCCAGAACCAAACGAGGACAAAGAAUCCAGACCUUGUCCUGCCCUCCCUGAACAUCCACUUUCUGCCGCCAACUCCAGCAACUCUGUGGGUUCUCCGGUCCGGAGCGAGUCGUCCAGUGAGCGACUCAACAGACAUCCGGUGAAGCAGGACUCCAUCGAGUCGCAGCUGAAGAGAAUGGACGACACUCGAGUGGAUGCUGACGACGUUGUGGAAAAAAUCCUCCAAAGCCAAGAUUUCACGCCCAGCCUUCUGGACUCCGGUGCAGAGGAGGAAGGUUUACGUCUGUUUGUGGGGCCUGGAGGAAGCACCGCGCUUGGUAGCCAUCAUCUUCCUACCAGAGUCGGAGGUGGAGCAUAUGAGCAGGUGGUGAUGAAGCGCUGAAACAUGUGAAGAAGAAAAGGAACAAACUGGAAGCAGGCUUUUGUCCAUUUCAGUCUUCCUCUGCUAGUACGGUUGACGUCACAAGAGCGCCCUCGUGUGUUCACACUUAGAACCUAACACUGUAGCUUUCUGACUUCCAUCUCAGCGGGAUCACGUUUAUUAAUGUGAUGGUUUUUUUUUAAGUAAGGGCUGCUUGUGUCGACAUUACCUUCACCCACCUUUUCAAGCAGACUUCUCACAACAAAUGUGAACUUCCAAAAAGGUGAUUUGAGAGGAGAACAGGUUGUGAACAGGUGGAAUAUUGCCAUGUUAUUUCAACACAUUCCAUAUAACUGUAGUAAUAAUUGUGUCAACGUUUCCUGACUUCCCUUUAAGGUUCAGUUUCAUUUGCCUUGACGCUGCUAAGAGGCUCUUGGUGUAGAAGCACUCGGACAUGUUUUUAACGGAAAGAAUAUUUUACUACAAAGACCAGGUGCCAGGUUGUGUGUGCGUGCGUGCGUGUGUGUGUAAGUCAAAAUAGCAAUGUUAGCCAUCUUUACAGUGUAACUUUGUACAGUGUCAGCUUUGGAGGAAUGUUAUUUCAAUACGGUGAUAGUGAAAGUUACGCACAGUAUUUAUUGAGGACUGCCAUGGAAAAUAUGGCACCAAUUUUCCCUGCAUGCAUUAGUAAACUGUAUUUGGACACAAAUAAACGCUAAACCAAAGUGUGUCUGCCUGCCCAGGUUGCAGUAAUUACUACCGUCAGUUAGGGGUGUAACGGUACUCAAACAUUUCGGUUCGGUACGUACCUCGGUUUAGAGGUCACGGUUCGGUUCAUUUUCGGUACAGUAAGAAAACAACAAAAUAGACAUUUUUUUGGUUAUUCAGUGUUUCCCAUAAACUGCCAAGAUACCUGUGGCGGUGGGGGCGUGGCUAUGGGCGUGGUCACCAUGACAUCGAGUAAUUUGCAUAAUUUACUACAAUAUGAUUUUCUCUAAAAAGGCUCAAAAAAUGUAUACUUACUAAUUAAUAAUAACAGUUUUGUUUUAAACGUCCAUCCAUCCAUUUUACAAUAUAAUUACAACACUUUAUGUACAUAUUUAUAUACAGAUUUGAACAAUAAUUAAUUGUGGUUCUUACAAAAAAUAUAUCUUAUAAAAUAUAAAAGCUAAAAUGUCUCUUAAAGCUCUGCCCCUUUAUAGUGCAUACUAAAUAAUUUAACUUCAGCCUACUACUACAACCAUAUUAUUUACCAGCAACAUAAAGUGAAACAAAGGCAGAGGUGUCCUGCCACAGUCAGUAACAAAUAAACAGAAAACAGUAGUGGUCAAAUACAAAUAAGGCAACAAGAGAAGUAUCCUACACUUGUCUUUUGUAAAGUAAAUCUGAACAGCCUAUAUGGGCAUCUACAUCAACUAUAUGAUUUGCCUGAGAAGAUGGACAGGACAAAAAAAAAAAAAAAUUGUUUUAAUUUUUUUAUUUGUGGCGGACGUAAUUCGUGGCGGGCCGCCACAAAUAAAUGAAUGUGUGGGAAACACUGUUAUUUAUUUACCAAAUUUGUAAACAAUGGCUUUAUCCUUUUAACAUUGGGAACACUAUAAUAAUUCUGCCCACGUUAAUCAACAUUAAACUGCCUCAAGUUGUUGCUCAGAUUAAAUAAAAUGACAACUUUUCUUCUACAUAUAAAAAGUGCAACAUUAAACAGUUUCAAGUCAACUCAUCAUGCUUAAUUUAUUACAGCAUUUGGGAAGCCUGUAGUUGAUUUUUAUUAUGUAAAUGUUAUAUUUGUAUCAACAUGUGAUAGCAGGGACCCUGCCAUUCAAAACUAGGCUGCUACAUUACUAAUGAUUCAUGUAACUAUAGCCGAAAAAAUAGUACAAUAGGAAUAGGAGAGACUAUUCAUCCCUGAACACCAUGGAGUUCAUGUAGGCUUAAUGAUGCACUUACAUUAUUAUAUCAACUAUCAGAGACAGAAACUCUCCAUUUAACAUAAUGUCCUUUUUUGCUGCUUCAACACAGCUCAAUCAACACAGAAAUUGGUAAAGUGAAAUAACAGACAGACAGGGCUUUGCUGUCCGUAACACACACACACCGCAAAAUGAGCUAACGUUACGCUAAAAGCGAAUUAGCCUUCACCUCAAGCCAGGACUGCGAGCGAGCUGAGCUGCCUUUUAUAUUUCUAGAAGGUCAACGGCCUCAUAGUGAUGUUACUAGUAGUUGACUGGGAGGUGUUUAUUAUCAUUUGGGGAGAGUCCGCUGCCUGAUGAUUACCUGCUAAACACUAAGCACUGACUACAUGCGCUCUGAAUACGCACUGCUGAUUGGCUGUUACCGCUCUGUGUGUAACCAAUCAGAUAGUUGUGUGGGUGGGACAAUGCCGGGUGCUGUGUAGAGUCCUGACAGAGGCAGAAGGAAGCGGAGGCGGCUACUUAAUAUGUUCGUGUGGAAACUCGUUCGGUACACCUAUGAACCGAACCGAAACCCCCGUACCGAAACGGUUCAAUACAAAUACACGUACCGUUACACCCCUACCCUCAGUACUUAAACCAGGGGUGUCCAAACUUUUCCCGCUGAGGGCCGCACACGGAAAAAUUUAAGCAUGCGGGGGCCAUUUUCAUAUUUUUCAUUUUCAAACCUUAACAAAAUAUAUGGAUUUUUUUUUUUUAACCUUUAGGGCUCCCGGGGACCAUAAAGGGUCUCAGUCAUUAAAAUGUAAAAAAUAAGUCAAAUUAUUAUAAUUUUUUAUUUAACGCUUACAGUAAAUCUCUAUAUCAACUUUAGGUUGAUAUAAAGUAAAAAAAUAAAAAAUAAAAAAAGGUUUUAUGCCUUUUCUGUCAAAGACAACUUUGUUUUUUAUAGUAAAACUGAAAUAUGCAGUAUUUAGUAAUUAGAGUUCUAAAAGAUCAACAAUGCAGGACACCAUUGAUUUUAAUUCUUUAAUAUUUUUGAGUAAUCACAGUGAAAUAUUAAAUAAAAUCCUACUAAAUAUAUUAUGGAUCCAAAAGGUCCCCCAUUCAUAAAGUGAUACCUUUUUAUAAGUUUUUUUGACUUUUAACACUUAAAUUACGAGAUCAACUUCAGAUGUAUCUGUCGAUUUUACGUUUGAACUAUUAUUUUGUUUGUUUUAUGCUCUUUUGUCAAAUAAAACUGAUGUUUUUUUAUGGCAACCACACAAUAUAUGCAAUAUUUUUUCCACAUAAAACAUUUAAGUGAAAUUUUUUAAGUAAUAAUUCAUUGCAACAGAGAUUUUUUGUCUUUUUUUUUUUUUUUUUGAGCAAUGGCAAAAAAAAAAAAAAAUAAAGACAAAAGAAAAAAAAAAACUGCCUGCAUGGCAGCUUUGUGUCAACAUUGCAACUUUUUCUCGUUAGAUUUCACCUCAUUCCACUUUUUUUUUUUUUAAAUGUUUUUUUAAAUUUUUGCAAUACUAUCAAUUUUGCAAUUUUUGCAGAACGUGUGGGGGGCCGGUAAAUGAUUAGCUGCGGGCCGCAAAUGUCCCCCGGGCCGCACUUUGGACACCUCUGACUUAAACGGUCACAUAUUCAGUCUACUAAGGAGCAACACAAUUCCAGCGCGGCACAUAUAUCACAAUCUGAGCCAGUCGGUGGCUAAAACAAGCACUUUGCACAAUAUUACAUUCAUUAAUUUGUAUAUCAAUUAUACCUGUAAUCUGAAAAUGUAACCAUCACUCUUGUUUGGCUCAAGCAAGCGCUUCAAAUAUGAACGCCGCAUUGAUUAAAAACAAGCACAGCUGCUCUGGAGUCUUAAGUCCUGUAUCUUGUUGGUAAAGAAACAUAUAGAUGAAAUUAGGCCAUAGUCCAGACUCCAUAUUAGCUUUAUAUUCAUAGACUGAAUAGGGAAAAAAACAGUAGCACAUUAACAAUAUACAGUAAUUAUUAUGCAACUAAUUACAUGUUUCCACUAGGGAGGGAACUACAACAGUAUGCCAAAUAACUCUUACACUGUACUUAGGAAAGAUCUAGACAGGUCUAAUUUUGCAUCUUAGGAACGACAAAGGCUGGAUUUUACAAUGAAAAAUGGGGUUAAGUCACAAAUUGGUGUGGUGUCUAUUCUGCAUUUAUGUUUUGCAUGACUGUUCUUUUGUCAUAUUUGCACAAAGUCCAAUCUUUUAUGGUGUGCGAGGCAUCUUAUUCAGAAUAUUUAAAGCAGAAGUGAUCCGUCAAAUCUUUGUCUGGUAUGAUUUAAACGUGUUGACACUUCCAAAAUAUCACUGUUUGAUACAUUAUAUUCAACAUUGUGCCAUUUUUGCUAUGUUGUAAUGUUUAGGAGAUGCAUUCUGUUGUGAAGGAUUUUGGCGCUACCAAUUUUAUUUUUUUAAAAGACUUUCUUGCUUAGUUUUACGGACACUUGUGGAACCUGUGUGGCGCUUAAGGUCCGCGCGGGCAACUGACAUGUUGUUACAAACAUGGUUGCUUCCUCUCUUCUGUGAAGCUGUUGUCUAUAAUAAAGUGUAAGUUGUAUUUUUCUGUAAAGUGAUGUACUGCGCUGUUUCAAACACUGUCCAGUCUUUGCCGUGUCCCUCCCGUCCAUGUUUGCUUGUGCGCUUACGACGUGUACCUCACACUGUUGACAACUUCAAAGAAACGUGGGAAUAAAACUUGCUCAUGCUGACAGUUUACUUUCAUGGUCUUGCCUUCAUCCCCUCCAGCGUGUUACCUUGAGUCCAAAAGGUCCUGGAACCCGUGGGCUAACCAUCCGUCUCCCACAGCUCUUCUGUGUAUUUGGCGUCCACAUAGCCGCU
Messenger RNA from Entelurus aequoreus (snake pipefish), 6064 nucleotides. RefSeq names its product EEIG family member 2-like. The record is from RefSeq and is a predicted model, not a curated record. Lineage: Eukaryota; Metazoa; Chordata; Actinopteri; Syngnathiformes; Syngnathidae. The transcript has 12 exons. The coding region runs from base 112 to 1326 and encodes 404 amino acids.